UCGUACAUACUACGAGUGCUUUAAUUUGCAACAUAGCAUUUAUAACAAUUAAAUAAUAUGGGUGUGUCUACAAUAAAAAUUCAAAAAGCUCAAUUACUUGUUGAAGAAGCGAUUUGAAAAAAUAAUUCCGCCAUAGCCUGAAAAUUAUACCAUUGAGAGAAAUCGUUCACUGAAGUGAAAGUGAAAUGUUUCUUGUCGAUUGUACAAAAUAGAUCAAAGCAAAAAAUCUCAGCAAAAGCGUCGAACCAAUUUUCUCCAAUCAGUUCGGUUGGAUCCCCAAUAGAACCCGUCGGAGGCGAUGACUACUCGGAUUUGCCAAUCCGAAAACGACAUAAUGAUCGACAACGACGACGAGGAUGACUACGAAGGAUACUUUUUGCGGCCUGCCAACGAAUACAACAUCAAGGAGAAAAUAAAGCAAGCCAACCAGGAGUCGUUUGCCAUACCGACACCUCCGUCGCCGAAAUUCGGUUGUGGUGAAAGGAGGGUUACUUUUCGGGAUCAAUUGGUCGACUACGAGCCGGAUGAGUGCAGUGAUGCUGAGGAAGAGCAUGGGUAUUGUAUUGCUAAUGGUAUUGUGAGCGAGGAACCGGAAACUUCACCAGAGUUGAAUGAUUGUGUGGAGAGUAAAAACCCUACCGAUGAUAUGGACGAGGUAGACGAAGAUAUCAUCGAGGAACUGAGCAUAAAUGAACCCACGGAGGAUGAAAUUGAGUCUCGAAUAGAAACCGCAGUUGUCAACGAAGAACAAGCAGAGGAAGAACAAGAUGAAUACGAGGAACUCGAAGAAGAAGUGACGGAAUCCAGUUUCGAUACGGAAGUGGCGAAUCCGGAAACUACGAGUGAAGACAGCAGUAGUCCGACAAAGGCUCGUGCCAGUGAAGAGGGAUCGGGAUCCGGCGAUGGUCAGAGUGAGGUAAAUUAUUCCGAGGAUUCUCAAAAUGAGGAGGAUAAUUCAGAGGAACGGGAAAUUUUGAAAGAGCGAUUGAUGAGAGAAUCGCUUUCGUAUGAUUUAGAAUCUGAAGCAAACGAAGAUAACACUGAAACACAAUAUAACAAGCAAUCGCGGGAACGUGACAGUCCUGUUCAGGCUCACUUUCGGAACAAGUCGGCCAAGUGCCAACGAAAAUGCUGCCGUUUUAAGAAGAAAUUGGACGACAAGUUACCGUACUAUAACGGAUUUCAUUCGGAGUAUGGAUUGUCCAAAGAAGAACUGGAUGCAAAAAACAAAAGAGUGGAAGCGAAAAGAAAGCGAUUCUAUGAACGGUACCAGAAGAAGGUAGAACAGCAGCAAAUCAAAGCACAGACCAAUGAGGAGGCAUUUGCCGCGUGGUUAAAUAAGAAACUGAAAAAUUCAAUCAACAAAUACCAAAACAUGUAUGACUUCAAAGGUAAGAAACAUAAAAAACGACUCUCGAAGGAUGGUGAUGGCGUUGGCGUAUUAGUGAGUUAAAAUAUGAACUGCAUCAGCAUUGAUAAGAUAUGGGGGAAUGGAGUCUGAUUAUUGUAACCCAUUAA
Messenger RNA from Malaya genurostris, 1518 nucleotides. RefSeq lists its product as uncharacterized. The record is from RefSeq and is a predicted model, not a curated record. Bases 299 to 1453 code for a protein of 384 amino acids. Lineage: Eukaryota; Metazoa; Arthropoda; Insecta; Diptera; Culicidae. The transcript has 3 exons.